CAGAAUAUGCCUUCUCUUGUCUUAUGGCUUUACUCUCCUCAAAGCAUAGCAUGUGUAUAAGACAUUCCAUUCCCACAUUUCUCAUUGGAAGAAGCUCAUCAAUAUGGGGAAUCGCCUUGCACAUUUUUGUGCCGAUGAGAAUAUCGCCGCUGACACCAUUGAAACCACCUUCAAGCUGCCAUCCCCAUUACCGGCUUGGCCACCGGGUUCGGGUUUUGCGAGCGGUAGUAUCAACCUUGGAGGGCUGAAAGUGUGUCAAGUUUCUUCUUUCAACAAGAUUUGGGCUACUCAUAAGGGUGGACCAGACAAUCUAGGAGCAACAUUUUUUGAACCUACACAAGUACCAGAAGGAUUCUCUGUUUUGGGAUUCUACUGCCAACCCAAUAACCAGGCUCUUCAUGGGUGGGUUCUUGUUGGGAAGGAUGAGACAAAUGACCCCUCGAAUGGAGCUCUCAAGGAGCCAAUCGAUUAUACUCCAAUAUGGAACAGUGAGUCCUUGCAAAUUAAGAAAGAUGGCAAUGGUUAUAUUUGGUGGCCAGUACCCCCUGAAGGCUAUGCCGCUGUUGGACAUGUCGUGACCACCUCGCCUGAGAAGCCAUCCACAGACAAAAUCCAAUGCGUGCGAUUGGACUUCACAGACCAAUGCGAAAGCGACGAGUGGAUUUGGGGCCCUGGCAAGACGAUGGACCCCAAUGGGAUCAACGUGUUCACCAUGAGACCCAAGAGCAGAGGUACACAAGCCAGAGGUGCAUGUAUCGGAACAUUCGUCUCUAAAAUCGGCGGUAAAGAUUCUCCUCACUCUCUCGAGUGCUUGAAGAAUAACAACCCGGAUUACACACGCUCCAUGCCCGACCUAGGCCAAAUUGAGGCAUUAUUUCAAGCUUAUGCGCCAUUCAUAUACUUUCAUCCAGAAGAAUCGUAUUUCCCAUGCUCGGUGGAGUGGUUUUUCAGCAAUGGGGCUCUACUAUAUCAAAAAGGCGAAGAGUCAAAACCCGUUAAAAUCGAGCCUAUGGGCUCGAACCUUCCCCAAGGUGGUUCCAAUGACGGUGAGUAUUGGUUGGAUCUUCCCGUGGAUGGAAGAGAAAAGGAGACAGUAAAAAGAGGAGACUUGCAAAGCUGCCAAGCAUAUUUGCAUGUCAAACCCAUGAAUGGUGCCACCUUCACUGACAUAGCCAUAUGGCUCUUUUACCCUUUCAAUGGCCCUGCUAGGGCUAAAGUUGAGUUCUUCAAUGUCUCAUUGGGAAGAAUCGGCCAGCAUGCCGGUGACUGGGAGCAUGUGACCUUAAGAAUCAGCAACUUCACCGGAGAGCUUUUGAGUGCAUAUUUCUCGCAGCACAGUAAGGGUGUUUGGGUGAAUGCUUCAGAGCUAGAGUUUCACAGUAGGAAUAAGAUGGUGGUCUACUCAUCGUGGCACGGACACGCUACAUACCCGAAACCAGGAUUAGUAUUGCAGGGCAAUGGAAGUAUUGGAAUAAGGAACGACACGAAGAAGAGCAAGAAUUUCAUGGACACCGGAGUCAAUUACUCAGUACUUGCAGUCGACUAUCCAAAUGCUCUGGUGAAUGAACCGCCAUGGCUAAACUAUUUCAGAGAGUGGGGUCCAAAAAUUAGUUAUGAUCUCGAAAGAGAGAUCAAGAAAGUGGAGAAGCUAUUGCCCGGAAAGCUUAAAUCGGCUUUUGAAAAAUUUGUGAGAGGUCUGCCUAGAGAGAUACUGGGUGAGGAAGGGCCUACCGGGCCAAAGGUGAAGAGCAAUUGGAGUGGAGAUGAACCUUGAAGAUUUCUUCCUUCCUGGUGACAUGAACUUUAAUGAAGGUUAAAUCUUCAAGAACGUGUAUUUACGUCAGAUUGGGGGAAAAAAGGCAGCCAGAAUCUGUAGCCAGAAAUUUAGUUCAAUUGAAUACUGCAAAGCAAAUAGACAUCAUGCAAAAUCACAUAUCUUAUUAUCCAAGAAUAGAACAAUUUACACUCUCAUUCUUCCAUAACUCAACAGUUUUGGCAAGCAUAAAUGUUCUGUAAUCUUACUAAGCAUCAAAAAGGCCAUUGGAUUAUUGCACCAA
Messenger RNA from Syzygium oleosum, 2057 nucleotides. RefSeq lists its product as hypothetical. Bases 104 to 1774 code for a protein of 556 amino acids. The record is from RefSeq and is a predicted model, not a curated record. The transcript has 2 exons. NCBI's taxonomy places the organism in Eukaryota, Viridiplantae, Streptophyta, Magnoliopsida, Myrtales, Myrtaceae.